GAUUCGCAGCCGUCAGUUGAGCGAGCUGUGCGGGCGAACUUCGCAGCGCGUCAUGUAACGGCAUCCUGUGCCGUCCCGUAAGAAGUAGCGUUCGCGCCGACUGUUCAUUGCCAUCCGUGAGAGUCGAAGCGACCAUGCGGUUCAACGAGAAAGAGAUGGCAACGCUCGCCGCUGGAGCUGCCGACAAAGAAGGCCGUCUGAACCACCGAAACUUGUCCUUCAGAGAAGUGUUCAAAGAACGGUGGUUCAAGUUGAAAGGGAACCUGCUGUUCUACUUCCGCUUGAAUGAACACGGGGGUGUGUUUGAGAAAGAGCCCGUGGGCCUCUUUGUCAUCGAAUGCUGCAAGGUUCAACACGAGCCAAACGUCGACUAUUCAUUCGCCUUUUCUAUAGCGUUCUUGGACGACGCGGACCGAAGGCACCUAUUCACGUGCACAACGCAGAAGCACUGUGAUGAGUGGGUGAGCUGCCUACAGCAGGCUAGCUAUGAAUACCAGAGGGGUCGCCUGCUCUACAUGCAGCAGAAGAUUUUGGAGCUCACAGGAAGGGACCCUUUGGCAGACUUUAUCAGUCGGCGAAAUGGCAAUGCUCCGGGGAGUGUACAGGCCAUCCAGAAGGCACCUGAAAGCAACAGCAGUGCUGCGGAUGCAAAAAAGAGGACCACAAUAUGGCACUGAUGGUGUGCCACGAGGUCACACUUCACUGUGGUCUCGCAUUGCCAUCACCAUCGUUCUCGGCGUCGCAUGAGUCACACGCUGUGUGAAGCAUGAUGACCCUGCUUCCACCAGUCAUCACGACUCUUCAUGGGUGAAGUGAAGCCGUGUUCGUGACUUUUAAUGUGAAAUGCUACAAUAUGUUUGUGUGUCUGUGCUGACGUCCCACCACUUGUGCCUACACAUCGCUCGUCUGAACCUUAUUAGGCUGCAAUGUGCGUGCUCUUCAACUCGGUAACCCUGUUGAUUGUUUCUAAUAUACUAGGUAGCAUCAAAUAUUUCAUGGUGCACCUUAUUAAUGCCACUUGCCAAGUUUGGUUGUUGAUAGCAGUGCAGAUUUCAUGGAAUAAAUAGGCUAUGCAGCGAGCGGGGCACCUAGGGGCCUACCUUAUGCACAGAGUGAUGAAGCGGUGCGCCAAAGAUGUGUUCACUUACGUUCUGUUUUGCUUUCGUUAGUUGAAUUCAGUUACCCAGGUCAAGUAAUGUAUAACCAUUUGCUGAGCACAGCUUCCUGUUUGCUGAAUGCUGAAAAGCGUCUUGACAUUUUCAUCUCAGUCAUCAAUGUCAACUCAUUUUUCAUAGUUAAGAUAGGAAUAGGUACACAAGAAAGAGUAGGAAUGGAAGUAUCUAUCGCUUUUAUGCAACUGUGGAAGAGUGAUAAACUGUUUCUGGUUGACAGCUGCCAGCACAAGUCAUGUAGACUAUGGCAUGAAAAGAAUCAAAUGACAAUCUUGAUGGUUCAGUGGGCCCCUCUUGUAGCUGUAGGCUCUCUGGUCAUUAACGUCGAGCUUAUCAAUACUAGGUUUUCUUCUUAAUUAGACCUACUUGAUAUAGCAAAGCAGCCAAUUUAGUAAUGCUUCUAGUGUUCUCUUUCACCAAGCAGCGUCACAUUAGUGGAAAAUCCAGUGAGAGCAAUAAAACUAUUGCUUUAGCAGAACAUAUCACCAUGACUGAUCCCAAGUUAUUUUAACUUUCACUGCUAUUGUCCAAAAUCUACAUUUGAACAUGUGAGCAUUAAAAAUAUCAAAGUUGGGCUGUGGAAAUGCACUCAAACCUUGAUAUAAUGAAAUAUCAGUGUAUAACGAUGUAGAUGAAGACUGGUCUAGCAGUAUAUAUAGUGUUAGGAGUAUACCUUUAUAACAAACUUAUGGAUAUAGCGAACUUUUGUAUUUAACAAGCUUGCUUUCAUGGAAGGUGCAACUUUGUUACAAUGAGGUUUGAUUGUACAGACUUUUAAGGCCAUAUAGGAAACUGUUAAAGUAGGUUUUGAGCACUGAAUAGUCAGUUUUAGAGUUAAUGUAAUUUGUUGUUUGCGUCCUGGUAUUCAUAACAUUAGCUUGAGGAGCACAAGAACAAAAUACACUUGGAACUCUUCAGAGUGUGCAAAUGAUGGUCGUGUAGUCAGCAAAACAUAACUGCAGGAAUGAGAUGUGCUGGCAUGAAAGUUAUACUUCUGCGUUUAUUCAGGGAUUCUUUCAGUGCAGUUCACAUCUUUAAAUGUUCUUAAACGCUUAACUUUUUGGUUUUUGAGUCUUUCCUUCUAAAAAGUUUAUUUUUUAACUUGAUGUUGUAUACUUUGCUUUUAAAAAGCAAGUUUUGAUUCAUAAAAACAAAAUGGAAGUGUAUAUCGAGUAAAAUGAGCAAAAUGAAGUUUCUUGUCCCAUGGCCUAUUAGUGUCUAUUGUGAUUUGUGAAAUGUUGUCAUGGCCGAGAAACUGGCAAAUAAUACACGUUAGGUCCACAAAGUAAACUUCGUUAUCUGCAUAAUGAGCACCUCAAGAGCUGUAGAGUGACUAGAAGCUUCUUUACUGCGACAAUGCAUGAGCAGCACGUGCACUGCCUUCACUGGACAACAUUGUCCAAGCAGAAGUCGCAGAAAAAUGUGUAAUAGCAGUUAAAAUACAGGAAAUUGCCAAGCACGUGCUGCCAUCUGUGAAGCAACUCACAAACUAGCCUAGAAAAACUGAGUCUCGUAUAUAAUGCUCAUAAGGGGAUAUCUGAAGAGAAUGAUCCCCGCUCGUCCAGAAUUGUUUGGGCACUGUUUGACAAGGUUGAUUAGCGCUCUUCCAAAACAGUCAAGGGGUUAAACUUCAAAGAAAAUGUUUGCUUGCGUGUAGCUGUUGUUUGAUUACAAAUUUUCAAAAUUCACACAGCUCUAGUCAAGAUUUAAUAAGCUGUAUAUGUGGGAUUUUAGUGAAACCAUUAUAAGGUGCUAGGGGCACAGAGGGGGAUCUGUGCAAGGAACAUAAUGAGGUAAAGGAUGUGAAUUGAAGCAAUUGAAACAUUCUAAACCUGAAAGGAAAAGUUGACCAGCUGUACGUUAAAUAUAAACUGGAAGUGUACCAUGCAUGGCCCUGCGGUCAACCAAAGGUGAUUAGGAUUGGAUUCAGAAGUAAAAUUAAGACUGAAUUUGGUAGACGAAAGUCUUUUAACUGCAGUUAAAUGUGACAUGGAAGUCGCAUGCAGGAAAAGAGAAGGGAAACUCAUGGGGUGGGGAGAAGUUCGAAGCGAUGUAAAAAAAGUCGGCAAACUGCAGAUUGACCUGCGACGGUAAAUUGGUGCGAUUUGGUGCCGGCACAUUUUUCUCUGAUUUGUCGGUGAAUCACCACACCUAAUGCAUUUCCCCAUUUACAUAUAUGCUAGAACUUUCUGGUAAUGUUUAACGAUUCCUAUAGCCAACUGCUGAACUACAAGUUUGCUCUCUAGCAAAAAGCGCAAUGCACGUGGUACAUUUGUUUGUCUUUCAUGUUUUUCACUCGGUUAUUGUGGCGAAGUUGAAGAACACUUCGGAGCUACUAUUGACAAGCUAUGUCCCUAACACGGGUAAACUCGCACCAUGUUUGGCCUUCUUCUUCUUUUCAUUGGGAAACUUUGUAGUUUAGUUCAUUCUCAUCACGCAGUAACGCACAGUUUCAUUUGAAUCACUCUGUAAUUUAAGCCAUGGUCACUGCGAAAUCAUUUCUUUUUGCAUUUUGGUACAAGACACACGAUUGAAAUUGGUUCUUUCCCAGAAGCGGCUUUAAUGGGACACUAAAGAAAAUGUCAAGCAAGAUCAGACUGAGCUCUUUCAGAAUCUUAUUUGCUGUGAGCCAUGAUAGCUUGUCAAUAUAAGGCUCAGUUUGAAAGUGCAGGUUCUUCCCUGUUCACAGCGGAGACGCUUCAGUAGGGGAGAUACAUUUAGAUGAACGUAAAAUACCUUGGUUGAUUAAAAUAUUCUGAAAUAUUUUACCAAAUAUGUCUCAUUAUCGUGCGGUGGUUAUGGUGGGUUAAACCCCAGAGUGUAACUUAAAAAUUUUGACCUUAUUUGCAUGUGCCAUUAAAAAGUUCACUUGCCAAGAAGGAGGUUUUAUCCUUUAUUAACACUGUGCCAAAGCCAUAGGGGUGAUCUUGUAUACUCAAGCCUCAUUAUAACGAAGUUACAUCUUUCACAAAAAAAUUUUGUUAUAUAUGAAAAUUCUUUAUAGAAGCAUAUUCCUGACACUAUAUUUAUGUCAAGAGUAUUAUUUGUUUACUUCAUAAUAAACAAUAUUUCAUUAUAUAUUUUGCACUGGAAAACGUCAAGAUGUUUGCUAUAAUAGCUGCUUGCUUUUCAAGGCGUUGUAUACACUUUGUUUAUCCACGAGUAGCCAACCUUGAGCAUGCCUUGUCAAGGUCCACAAACAUCACAUGGAUUUGGGGGGGCUGUCAACUGGUUCUUUGAUAGCUUUUGUGGCUUGCACUUGCAAUAGUUCAUAUUAUGGUCACACUAACUUGUACUAUAGUACACGUAAGUGUGACAUGACAGUUAACUUGCUAUUUCUCUCUAGUGUCCCUUUGAGGUAUUUUCAGCACCGGCUGACUGGUUCAAAUCUAGCGUGACCUCGUAUCGUAAGCGGCUUGGUCUCCAUCGUUUGGUCUCGUAUGCACCAUCAGUACAUUCCUGUAGGAAUGGCACUUCAAGUACCUGUAUCGCAGAAACCGACAUUUCACGACUUUGCUGUUGAGAAUCACUGUCUCCGUGGCAUUGCUGUGUGAAUAUGUAUUUCGUGCCUUUGUUGCCACAUGCCUCAUAGAAGCACUUGUGGUGAUCACUAGUUGCAGUGUGUCCCAAAUAUAGCAUUCUCACUACCACAGUCAUUGUACAUGUAGUGUACUCUGAGGCGAAAGCUAGCUAGAUGACACAAAUGAAUGAUGCGCACAGAAGGCACUGAUCACACUUUGCAGAAUGCUUGUGUACUAGAAACUUAAGAUGUUAGGCAUAAAAAUGGCCUUGUAGCAUAACACACACGAGAGAGAUACACAAAAUGCCUACGUCUUCUGUGUGCCUCCUUUUCUCUGCGUAUGCUGAACCAGUGUCCAGUUUUUUUUUCCUAACAUCGUAUUCUGUUUGCCACAUAUUGAAAAUAUAAGGAGGCUUUUUCUUGAUAGACUUGACUACACCGAAGAAAGCAAAGCUGUAAAUAGCAGCGAAUGCAGGCUCAUCCAUUAGAUUGUCUUGACAUGAGUUUGAAGACCUUGCAAAAAAUAGGUGUGAUCCUGACGUGUUCUUCUCGAUAAAAUGUUAUCAAUAGUUUCACAUUCUAUUGUAGUAAAUGUGAAGCACAAUUUUCUUGCCUUCUCAGUUUGUUAGUACGAAGGGCAUCGCUAAAUAGGAAAAAAAAAAAAA
Messenger RNA from Rhipicephalus microplus (southern cattle tick), 5357 nucleotides. Its product is annotated as pleckstrin homology domain-containing family J member 1. Gene Ontology annotation, biological process: endosome organization; retrograde transport, endosome to Golgi; receptor recycling. The record is from RefSeq and is a predicted model, not a curated record. Gene Ontology annotation, cellular component: recycling endosome; early endosome; trans-Golgi network. Lineage: Eukaryota; Metazoa; Arthropoda; Arachnida; Ixodida; Ixodidae.